CGCUGGGUUCGUGCUGUGUGAGGCCUCCCCGCCCCCCUGCACUGUUCCUCCGGGCCCUGUCGCGUCGGGAUGAGCCGCGCUUCCCCAUGGAGACCAAACGGGUCGAGAUUCCCAGCAGCGUCCUGGACGAUCUGUGCAGUCGAUUUAUUUUGCACAUUCCAAGUGAGGAAAGAGACAAUGCAAUCAGAGUGUGUUUUCAGAUUGAACUUGCCCAUUGGUUUUACUUGGAUUUCUACAUGCAGAACACACCAGGAUUACCUCAGUGUGGGAUAAGAGACUUUGCUAAAGCUGUCUUUAGCCAUUGCCCUUUUUUACUGCCUCAAGGUGAAGAUGUGCAAAGGGUUUUGGAUGAGUGGAAGGAGUAUAAAAUGGGAGUACCAACCUAUGGUGCAAUUAUUCUUGAUGAGACACUUGAAAAUGUACUGCUGGUUCAAGGAUAUUUAGCAAAGUCUGGCUGGGGAUUUCCAAAAGGGAAAGUAAAUAAAGAAGAGGCUCCACAUGACUGUGCAGCUAGAGAGGUGUUUGAAGAAACUGGUUUUGAUAUCAAAGAUUACAUCUGCAAAGAUGACUAUAUUGAACUACGAAUCAAUGAUCAGCUAGCACGCUUGUACAUCAUUCCAGGAGUUCCAAAGGACACAAAAUUCAACCCCAAAACCAGAAGAGAAAUUCGGAACAUUGAAUGGUUCUCAAUUGACAAAUUACCAUGCCAUAGAAAUGACAUGACCCCAAAGUCCAAGCUAGGUUUGGCGCCUAACAAGUUUUUCAUGGCCAUUCCCUUCAUCAGACCAUUGAGAGACUGGCUUUCUCGAAGAUAUGGGGACUCCUCUGAUAGUGACAAUGGAUUUUCAUCCACUGGGAGCACACCAUCCAAGCUCAACAUGGAGAAAACAAGAUCCAAACUUCGUUAUAGCCAGCAGGUGUUUACAGAUGGCUCUCCAGGAGACCAGUGGACAAAGUACAGACAACCACAGCAACAGAAGCCAUAUAACAAUCAUUCUGAGAUGUCUGAAGCUCUAAAAAUAAAGAACAUGAGGGGUAAUGGUAGAAAGCAAUAUCAAGACACUUCUAACCAAAAGAAGAGGACAAAUGGGGUCCACAGUCAGCCAACGAAACAGAACCAUACAUUGAAAUGUGAAAAAAAACUUAAUCCAAGAAGACUUCAGGAUAACUUUGAAACAGAUGCAGCAGCGUAUGAUGUGUGUUUCUCCAUUGAAGACCUGCUGGAACAUACAGAGGCACACUCUGUGGCAUGUAAUGGUCAUUACAAAAUCACUUUCUCAUCAAGAGCUUUCUUGAGCUUCAAGUUUGACCAUGAUGCCAUAAUGAAAAGUUUUGACCUCUGACAGCAAACCUAUUAUGGAUGAACAAAAAUCAAAGACUGACCUUUUGCAGUUGAGUGGGUUUCUAAUCCAGCCUUACUCGUUCUCAGGUGUUUUUAUUUUUUUAUUUUUAAAGCAAUGCAGGGACUGAAAGAUGAUUUGGAAGGGUUCAUUCUCUUUGCAGUAUGGAAGUGGCAUAGUGAAUUGUCGCACUUUAAAUGCAGUUCCGCCUUUAUUCACGAAAGUACCUUUCCAGUGUUUGGUUCACUAGUUCCUGCUGUUGCAUUAGAGGGCAUUCUUUUUUUUUUUUUUUUUUUUUUUAA
Terrapene triunguis (Three-toed box turtle) is the source of this 1642-nucleotide messenger RNA. RefSeq names its product decapping mRNA 2 (gene DCP2). Gene Ontology annotation, cellular component: P-body; cytoplasm. Bases 87 to 1343 code for a protein of 418 amino acids. The record is from RefSeq and is a predicted model, not a curated record. Gene Ontology annotation, molecular function: manganese ion binding; 5'-(N(7)-methylguanosine 5'-triphospho)-[mRNA] hydrolase activity; RNA binding. The transcript is spliced from 11 exons. Gene Ontology annotation, biological process: nuclear-transcribed mRNA catabolic process, nonsense-mediated decay; deadenylation-dependent decapping of nuclear-transcribed mRNA. NCBI's taxonomy places the organism in Eukaryota, Metazoa, Chordata, Testudines, Emydidae.